UGUUUGUUUACGUUCCUCUGCGAAUUUACAAGCGUUUUGCAGUUUGUUCGGGCACCACAUUAUAAGUUGAAAAUUAUAAUCAAAAUUUACACAAAAUCGACAUUAAAAUGACUCUGGUAAAAGACAAGCCGGACAGUGAGUAUUUUGAGUGGUCACCAGAAGACGAAAUCCAACUGUUUUUCGCCAUGGAAGGCCUCCGCCCGGUCGGCAUUAACCGGCACUUUGCCAUCGCAUGCAUAACCGAACGGCUUUCCAAGGCGCUGAACCGGGACGUGACCAGCGAUACGGUUUGGGCCCAUCUGAAAACCAUGUACAAUCUGAAGGCGCUGGACGAGCAGGAUAAACUUGCGCUUCCCAACGAGGAAUCCGAUUUCAGUUUGCCGGAAACGGAAUUUUCCUCCGUUAUGAAGCGAAAGUCCAUUGAGGAGCCACCACCCGUUACUGAAGAAAGUAAGAAGACCGAAGCGAAACCGGAACUGGUUGUGAAAUCUGGUAAAGAGAAGGAAGCCCCCGAAGAAGAAAAGCCAGCGGAGAAGGAAAAGGCAACCAAAUCGAACAAAGCAGCCAAACACGAAAACACCGAGAGCACGCCCAAACGGCCACAGAAACGUACCCGAGGUUCAAUGUCGCUCGAGCCGAAUGCCGGAAGUCCCGCCAUUACACCACCGAAUGUACAGAGUAGCAAAAGGCGACGAAUUUAGGAACAGGCAGGUGAGUUUUUAGGAUUAAUGAUAAAUAGGUUUUAGUAUGUUUAAUUUUAGGAAAACAUUUCAAUAAACUUAAUGACUACGUGA
Aedes albopictus (Asian tiger mosquito) is the source of this 794-nucleotide messenger RNA. RefSeq names its product MRG/MORF4L-binding protein (gene MrgBP). The record is from RefSeq and is a predicted model, not a curated record. Lineage: Eukaryota; Metazoa; Arthropoda; Insecta; Diptera; Culicidae. Gene Ontology annotation, cellular component: nucleus; NuA4 histone acetyltransferase complex. The transcript is spliced from 2 exons. Gene Ontology annotation, biological process: regulation of transcription by RNA polymerase II. Bases 108 to 701 code for a protein of 197 amino acids.